GUUCAUUGUGACUUUUGAAUUUCGUAGGUAUCGAUUAUUCCAUCGUAAAAAUCAUAUGGCACUUAGAUUUAAUCGCUUGUCGCUAGUACGUACGUAUUACUUUUUGUUUCCGGUGAAAUGAGCCAUUGACAGUAGGUGUCUCCCUCUAGAACAUUAUUGACUUUUGAAUGAUUGAAUUUCAAAACUAUUCUGACACUGAAAUGAAACACGGAAAGUCAAUCACAGCAGAAUUCAAAUAACUUUCUUCCAUAAUGUUGGAUUGACUAGCGAUCAAAAAAUGAUUAUCAAAUAAGACAAUAGACAAAAUGCUUCUUUGCUAUGGCAACGACUAAUUGCAGCUAUACUGAUAACAGCAAUUACUACCAAGAUCUGCAAUGUGCGUCAAAUGAAUUUUGCUGUACUGGUUCCUCGUUAAACACUUGUUCUUCUACGAUAUGCUCAACCUCGGCCUCGAGCAGCAGUAGUUCUAGCAUUUCACCGACUCUAUUUUGGAGUAUACUUGGUGGACUAUUUGGAGCAGGAAUAUUACUCAUUUUCUUAAUGUAUAUCAUUUGCAAGUUCAAGUCAGCAAACAGUUGCUUAUCAGAUGAACAUGUACAUGAUGCUGAAAUGUUCGAAGAAGAACGUCAUGAAAUUAACACUGUCACCCAUCAACAAUCUCAUCAUCAGCCAAGAUUUUAUAUCAGACGUGAAAGCUUUUGGAAAAUAACCAGACGCAAAUCUUCGAAUUCGAAUAUAGUUUGCAGACAGUGUGAACAAACUCGUGAAAGAAAUCAGGACAAAAACAACAAAACGAGGAAGGAUGAUGUUGAAAUGAAAAACAACAUUGUUAUUAUCAAAAACGUUGCCAACCAGAAAUGUUCAAAAACGAAAACUGUAUUAGCUCUUCCGGAUGUUGGAUAAACAUCUUUCUUAAAGGUUUAAGACAAUGUUCUCUUUUUCAUGACAUAUGGGAAGAUGAAACAACAACAUAACAAGUGUUUUUGGUAUCUCUAAAAAGUCGGGCCCAUAUUUGUAGUUAUUUUUCUUAUAAUUUGUUAUGAAUUUGUUAUUGGUAUAUGAAUAAACAAAUACAUGUUUUUUUAAA
This is a messenger RNA of Mytilus trossulus (common blue mussel), 1087 nucleotides long. RefSeq lists its product as uncharacterized. The record is from RefSeq and is a predicted model, not a curated record. The coding region runs from base 319 to 903 and encodes 194 amino acids. NCBI's taxonomy places the organism in Eukaryota, Metazoa, Mollusca, Bivalvia, Mytilida, Mytilidae. The transcript is spliced from 4 exons.